Messenger RNA from Hemisphaericaspora subhashii, 1248 nucleotides. RefSeq lists its product as uncharacterized. The transcript has a single exon. The record is from RefSeq and is a predicted model, not a curated record. Lineage: Eukaryota; Fungi; Ascomycota; Pichiomycetes; Serinales; Debaryomycetaceae. Bases 1 to 1248 code for a protein of 415 amino acids. Gene Ontology annotation, molecular function: S-adenosylmethionine-dependent methyltransferase activity.
AUGUUUGGACGUACAGAUCUAUUCAGAAAUAUAGCCAACUUUAUUAUAUCAUUAAAAGCGACUACUACUGCUCCUGUAAGAUUCAAUUAUCCUGCUUUUAGAGGUGUUAAUCAUAAAAAUUUCCAACAAUUAAGUGAAUUUCAAAAGGUUGAAGUUUUAUCAGCAGUAUCUUCACUUCGUAAUUAUUAUCGAGCUUCCAUAUUACAAUUAGAUAGAAGAAGAAAAUUAUUUAAAUUAAUGACUUGGAGACAACAACGAUUAUGUGAAGAUGUUGGAUAUUUAAAUAAAUUAAAAUCUAUUCAAAAAUCCAUUCAAACAAAUCUGGAAUUUACUAAUGCUGUUGCUGAUCAUGUCAUCGAUACUUAUGGAAUCUCAUAUAAAGAUUUUAAUUUGAUUGAUAACAAUAAGAAUAACAAUAACUCUAGUGUAUCGUCAACAAACUAUAGAGUCCUAGAAGCUUUGAGUCAUUAUGUACGUGAUUGGGAAUCUCUUGAAAAUAUCGGCCAAGAACUAAUCCCAAUAUACAAUUAUGUCUUGAAACAUUUAAAUAACAUUAUUCCUGAAGAAGAGAAAUCUACCACCUGUCUAAUAUUCCCGGGAUCAGGAUUGGGUAGAAUGGCAUAUGAAUUUGCCAAAUUAGGCUAUGGGGCAGUUCAUGCAGUUGAAUUCUCGGGGUUAAUGAGUACAUUUGCCCAAUUUAACUUCAGUCCUCAAAAAUCUUCUUCCUACAAAAUAUUUCCUUAUGUUCAUAACAAUUCAGAUUUCUAUACAACUAAAUUGCAAUUAAGAAUAAUGAAUAUUUCCCUUCCUGGUGAAAAACCAGACAACUUCCACUUACAUCAUGAUGACUUUCGUUAUUUCGAAAUCCCUAAUCCAGAGAAAUAUUCUCAAGUGGUUGUUAUUUCAAUCUAUUUCUUAGAUACUGCAGAAAACUUAAUGGAAUAUUUAGAUACUAUAAAGAAAUUGACUGGUCCAAAAUUAAAUAAUUCCAUAAAACGAGGUUAUUGGAUUAAUGCUGGUCCGUUAAAGUAUGGUACUGCAGCCCAAGUUGAAUUAAAUGCUGAUGAAUUGACGUUGAUGCGAAAGAAGACUGGUUGGUUAGAUUUAGAUUCUGUAUAUACAUUAAAAGACCCUUCAAGUGUGGGUAACGAUACUGGCCUCGUGGGUUAUGUUACUGAUACCCAAAGCAUGUGGCAAGGAUAUUAUGGAUUGAAUAUGUUUGCAACUGCCCGAGAGGAGAAUAAAUGA